AUGGUAUGUUUACGUCUCAGGCAUGAAUGUAAGUCGAAGUAUAUUACUAAAGUCAACGAGAAGCUUACCGAACUUCAAAGGUCUCAAAUUCAGAAAACACCAUUUAAAUGGUUAUUGAGUUUGCCUAAGAAAUUAAAAAUAUCCGAAAAUUUGCUUGAAGAAUUGGUAGAAAGAUGGGAUGAUAGGAGUGGGGGGUUUGCUAUACAAGGUCGUAUAAUACGGUUUACACCUUUAGAUGUAUGUUUUGCAUUAGGACUUCAUAUAAUAGGUGAAAAGGUGAACUUCAAAAAGGACCCUACAUCCACUACGAAAGCAAUGUUUGAUAUUGAAGUCAUCAAUGUAAAAACAAUUUAUGCUAAAAUUAUUAAUAUGGAACGAGACGAAGAUGCUGAGAUGUUUUGCCGACUUUAUUUACUUCUUGGUUUUGCCGAGUUCUACUUUCCAAAUUCAAGUGUUAAGGUUAGUGGGUGGUGCCUAAAAAUGUUAGACGACUUGAACUCCAUUGGGAGAUACAAUUGGGGUGUCGCUGUUUAUGAAAUUCUUGCUUGCAGUUUAAAUCGAGUAGCGCCUCUUUUUUGUGAAGGAAAAAAUUCUUCACGGUUACCGAUUAAGGGAUGCGCUCUUGUAUUACAGGUAUGGGCUCUAGAGCAUGUACUAGGAUACGAACGAAGUUAUCAUGAUUCUCCAUUGACGUUUCCACGAUUUAUGAAGGCGCUUGGUAUUAGUUUGGUUGGCAAAAAUAUAUCACACUUGCUUGGUUAUUGA
This is a messenger RNA of Medicago truncatula (barrel medic), 765 nucleotides long. RefSeq lists its product as uncharacterized. Gene Ontology annotation, biological process: meristem maintenance; meristem development. Lineage: Eukaryota; Viridiplantae; Streptophyta; Magnoliopsida; Fabales; Fabaceae. Bases 1 to 765 code for a protein of 254 amino acids. The record is from RefSeq and is a predicted model, not a curated record. The transcript is spliced from 4 exons.